AUGGAGAUUACCCAAUAUGAUGGGAAAAUCGACUUCAGUAGUUGGAAGAAAAAGAUGAAGGCACUACUCUCCCACAAGAAGGUGGCUUUGGCUCUAGAGAAGAACAUCGAGAAGUGGCCUAAGGAUAAGCUGAAGAAAAAGUCAGAAAUCGAUGAAGAGGCGUACAACCUAAUCAUCAUGAACUUGGCGGACAAUGUCCUACGGAAGGUAGAUGGCCUUGAGACUCCCUUAGUCUUGUGGGGUAAACUCGAAUCACUUUACACUUUACAACCUGCACCUAAUCUUGCAUUUUUAAAAGGUAGUGGGGGACUUGGAAUUAGACCCUUAGAACAGUGGAACAUAGCCCUUAUGGCUUAUCAUGUUUGUAGUAUUCUCUCAGGAAGAGAUUCCUUGUGGGUGAAAUGGAUUCACACUUACCGUCUCAAGGGCCGUAGUUUUUGGAGCGUGAAAAUUCCAUGGGACUCGAGUUGGAGCUGGCGUAAACUUCUUAGAAUGAGGGAGAUGCUAAGAAAACAUUUUGUGGUCAAGCUAGGAGAUGGACGCUCCACUUUUCUAUGGUAUGACUCUUGGCACCCAUUGGGAGCUCUAGAUGAAAUCGUUCCUACUAAUUUCUUUUAUGAUUCAGAAUUAGACCAACAAGCUAGAGUUAGUGAUGUGCUUGUUAAUGGCCAAUGGACAUGGCCCGACUGCCCUCGAGAGGCUUACCUCCAGAUUAUCUCUCAAGGCUCUCCUGCCUCCAGUAACCCUCCCCAUGAUGUAGUCAUGUGGAGAUCCUCAGAUGGUAAACUUUUGAACUACUCUUCACGCCAUUCUUGGCAUGACUUAGGCCCGACUGGUAACAUGGCUCCUUGGAGUUCCAUUGUUUGGACCGGAACCUGUAUCCCGAAACAUUCCUUCAUCCUGUGGUUAGCCAUUAAAGGCAAACUCGUUACCCAAGACAGGAUGCAGGCCUGGACUAGAUCCGAAGAUUUAAGAUGUGCCUUCUAUGAUGGUUAG
Messenger RNA from Pistacia vera, 996 nucleotides. RefSeq lists its product as uncharacterized. The transcript has 2 exons. The coding region runs from base 1 to 996 and encodes 331 amino acids. NCBI's taxonomy places the organism in Eukaryota, Viridiplantae, Streptophyta, Magnoliopsida, Sapindales, Anacardiaceae. The record is from RefSeq and is a predicted model, not a curated record.